AGCAGCUCUGUAAUGCGCUUGUGGUUUCAGAUGUGGGCGGCCUGUGUGAACUUGUCGUGCAAGGCUCACGUCACCAACUGCUGCAGUUAUCUCGUGAAUCAGGCUGAGGGUCAUUGCUGUGCACCCAGAGACGGUUGGGUGACAAGUCACCUCCAGGUUGGGGGUGCCUCAGAUUUGUGAUGGGACUGGGCAGAUGCAUCUGGGAAGGCUGGACCUUGGAGAGUGAGGCCCUGAGGCAAGACAUGGGCACCUGGCUCCUGGCCUGCAUCUGCGUCUGCACCUGUGUCUGCUCGGGAGUCUCUGUCCCAGGGGAAGGACGAGGGCCAAGGACUGGAACCUUCAUCUGCCUCACCAACAACAUUCUCAGGAUUGAUUGCCACUGGUCUGCCCCAGAGCUGGCCCAGGGCUCCAGCCCCUGGCUCCUCUUCACCAGCAACCAGGCUCCUGGUGGCACACAUAAGUGCAUCUUGCAGGGCAGUCAGUGCACUGUAGUGCUGCCACCCGAGGCAGUGAUUCUGCCAUCCGACAAUUUCACCAUCACUUUCCACCGCUGCGUGUCUGGGAGGGAGCAGGUCAGCCUGGUGGAUCCGCAGUACCUGCCCCGGAGACACGUGAAGCUGGAUCCACCCUCUGACUUGAAGAGCAAUGUCAGCUCUGGCCACUGCAUCCUGACCUGGAUCAUCAGUCCUGCCUUGGAGCCGAUGACCACACUUCUCAGCUAUGAGCUGGCCUUCAAGAAGGAGGAAGAGGCCUGGGAGCGGGCCCAGCACAGGGACCACAUUGUUGGGGUGACUUGGCUUAUACUUGAAGCCUUCGAGCUGGACCCUGGCUUUAUCCAUGAGGCCAGGCUGCGUGUCCAGAUGGCCACGACAGAGGAUGACGUGGCAGAGGAGGAGAGUUAUACAGGCCAGUGGAGCGAGUGGAGCCAGCCUGUGUGCUUCCAGGCUCCCCAGAGACAAGGCCCUCUGAUCCCACCCUCGGGGCGCCCAGACAACAUCCUUGUUGUGUCUGUCUUUCUCCUGCUGACUGGCCUGAUGUACCUUCUGUUCAAGCUGUUGCCCAGGGUGAAGAGAACCUUCUACCGGAACGUGCCCUCUCCAGCGGCGUUCUUCCAGCCCCUCUACAAUGUGCACAAUGGUAACUUCCAGACUUGGAUGGGGACCCACAGGACCGGCGUGCUGCUGAACCAAGACUGUGCUGGCACCCCACGAGGAGCCUCAGAACCCUGCAUCCAGGAGGUCAUCGCACUGCUCACCUGUGGUCCAGUGUAUCCUUGGAAAUCCGUGUGCUUGGAGGAGGAGCAGGAGAACACUGGGACCAGUGUCCGGGGGAACCUGAGCUCAGAGGAUAUGCUGCCAGCAGGGUGUAUGGAGGGGAGGGCACAGCCACUUGCCUAUCUGCCACAGGAGGACUGGACCCCCAUGUACCCCACCGGGCCAGCUCCCCCAGACUCAGAGGGCAGUAGCAGUAGCAGUUACUACUGUGGUGUCUUGGACUGCUAUGGGGGAUACCACCCCUCAACCUUCCCUAGAAAUGUGCAGAGCUCUGGGCCCAUCCUGACCCUGGCCCGUGGCCUUUCCUGUGAGCAUCAGGGCCUGGAGACACAGCCAGAAGGUGCCUGGAUGCUGGCUGGUCACUGCCAGAGGCAUGGGCUGCAUGAGGACCUCCAGGGCAUGUUGCUCCCUCCCAUCUUCAACAAGCCUCGGUCCUGGACGUUCUAGGUCCCCGACUCACCAGAUGCAUCAUGUCCAUUUGGGAAAACGGACUGAAGUCUCUGGAGCCCUCGUCUGGGACUGAACCUCCUGAGAAGGGGCCCCUAGCAGUGGUCAAAGGUCCUGUCUGGAUGGAGGCUGGAGCUGGUCCCAGUGUUCUCCUGCUCCUCAUUUCUAGAGAUUAAAAGGGGCUUGAUGGU
Callithrix jacchus (white-tufted-ear marmoset) is the source of this 1912-nucleotide messenger RNA. RefSeq names its product interleukin 9 receptor (gene IL9R). Gene Ontology annotation, biological process: cytokine-mediated signaling pathway; immunoglobulin mediated immune response. Gene Ontology annotation, cellular component: external side of plasma membrane; membrane. Gene Ontology annotation, molecular function: interleukin-9 binding; interleukin-9 receptor activity. The record is from RefSeq and is a predicted model, not a curated record. NCBI's taxonomy places the organism in Eukaryota, Metazoa, Chordata, Mammalia, Primates, Cebidae.